Messenger RNA from Centruroides sculpturatus (bark scorpion), 789 nucleotides. Its product is annotated as lysozyme-like. Gene Ontology annotation, molecular function: lysozyme activity. The transcript has 4 exons. The record is from RefSeq and is a predicted model, not a curated record. NCBI's taxonomy places the organism in Eukaryota, Metazoa, Arthropoda, Arachnida, Scorpiones, Buthidae. Bases 94 to 591 code for a protein of 165 amino acids.
AUUUUUAGAUCCCAUUCAAAGCGAUAAAAGUGAUUUAACAUGUAACUAGUAACAUUUUCUGGAAGUAUUGCGAAAAUAACUCCACUACAGAAAAUGUCUGGCACAACUCAACUACUAUUUAUUUUAUUCUUAAAAAUUGUAAUUUUUACUGCUGCUGUAGAUGAAUUGGAGAUUGAACAAAUAUGUUUAGACUGUAUAUGCCAGGCCAUAUCUGAUUGUAAUAUGAAACUCGACUGCACUGUUGAUAAUGAUAUUACAUACUGUGGACCUUAUUAUAUCAGUAAAAUAUAUUGGAUAGAAGCUGGACAACCCGGAUUCGUGUACGAAAAUGAUGACGAAUCUUAUCGAAAAUGUACUCAGAAUAAGACAUGUGCAGAUCAAACAAUAAAAGGUUACAUGUAUUCUUAUGGAACUGAUUGUAAUGGCAAUGGCAUCAUUGACUGUGCUGAUCUAUUUAGAAUACACAGAAGAGGCAAAACUGGAUGCAGAGAGAAAUCGAUCGAAAAAGAAAGCUAUUGGUUAUUUUUUCUAGAAUGUUACCUUAAUAAUCAUUAUAAUCCACGGAAAGCAUUAAAUGAUCUUAUAUCUUAGAACAGUGGUUAGUGAAUUUUUAAUCUGGUUUUCAGGACAUCUCACAUUGUUGCAGAAAACUUCUACAGAUAUCGCAAAUACUCAGAUUUUUCUGAUACCCAAUGAUUUAUUUAAACUUUAAAUAAAUUUAUUGGGUAUCUAUUAAAUCACACAUAUAAAAACCUGUUUGAGUACCGACUUAAAAAAUAAAAGGGUUGA